ACCGCGCGCCGGAUCACAGAUGGACUUCCACUGCCUUCAGCACUCCCACCCACACCAACCUGGACCACUCUAAUCAAACGCAGCCUCUUCAACACCGACAGCAAGCUCCUUAUUCUCGCGCAGGGAGGAGAGCGGGCUGCAGCUGACCUUCGCCAUGCAGCAUUACGGGGUGAACGGCUACUCUCUGCACGCCAUGAACUCAUUGAGCGCCAUGUACAACCUCCACCAGCAGGCGGCGCAGCAGGCACAACACGCGCCGGACUACCGGCCCUCAGUGCACGCUCUCACCCUCGCAGAGAGACUGGCCGGCUGGACAUUCUCAGACAUCAUCCUGGAGGCCCGUUACGGUUCUCAGCACAGGAAGCAGCGCAGGAGCCGCACGGCCUUCACCGCUCAGCAGCUGGAGGCACUGGAGAAAACCUUCCAGAAAACACACUACCCUGACGUGGUGAUGAGGGAGCGACUCGCCAUGUGCACCAAUCUGCCUGAGGCUCGAGUACAGGUGUGGUUUAAAAACAGGCGGGCGAAAUUCCGUAAGAAGCAGCGCAGCCUGCAGAAAGAGCAGCUCCAGAGACAGAAGGAGGCGGGGGCUGAUGCAGGCCAGGAGGCAGAGAAAGGAGAAGCCCCACCCACAACCACAUCAGAGUCCCAAACACCUCCUCCUUCCUUGUCAGAAGGAACUCCCACUCUAACUGCAGGUGAGCUCACUGAGGAGGUGAACGUGACCUCACCUGAGCAGUCGGGGGUGGAGUCAGGAGCAGAGGAUUUGACUGACAGAGAGGACGAGCCGCCGUGUUUCGGAGGGGAGGUGAAAGCAGCCGGCCAACAGUUACCUGGUGAGAGUUCGCCAUCCUGCAAGCCACCGAGUCCAAAAUCAGACUCUCCUCUCAGCUCCCCAUCCCUGCCGUCCUCCAGCGGGGUCAGCGGCAGCGGUUUGGCUCAGAGUAACUCCUACGCCUCGUCUCCACUCAGCCUCUUCCGUCUGCAGGAGCAGUUCCGCCAGCAUAUGGCUGCCACCAACAACCUGGUGCACUACCCGUCCUUCGACAUGGCCUCCCCCUCCUCACUACCCUACCUGGGCAUGAGCGUAAACAUGGCCGCCCCACUGGGGUCACUGCAGUGCCAGUCCUACUACCAGUCCCUGUCACAGGCCCAGCAGAUGUGGAGCAGCCCUUUGCUUCAGGCCACAGGAACGCUACCCAGUAUUAACAGCAAAACAACCAGCAUUGAAAACCUGCGCAUGAGGGCCAAACAGCAUGCAGCUUCACUUGGCCUGGACACAUUACCCAACUGACCACAGCAGACAGACACUAAUCAUCUACGUACAAGGAUUGAAUGCUACUUGUCUGAAGGAAGGACUGGCUCCUGUGUUACUUUGGUCUGAUUUAAGCACUAUAUGUCAUUUUGGACACUUUACUCCAGUGCAGCUAACACGACAAGUUCAUCAUAGUAUUGGAACUGGAUGCUGCUACACUAAAAACGUAGGACUGGUUUCUGCACUAAGCUGUUGUCACAGCUGUGUGGACUUUCCCAACGCCAUUUUCUUCCCUGGGGGACAUGCAAAAAUCUGAGGUUAUCUGGCAUCGGAGGGAACAUACAGUCUAUUGAACAUCUAGCUAGCUAAUGUUGGCUAGGGGCAGGUCCUUCAACGCUUCUUUCAGAAAGAAGAUACCACAGCGUUCACUCUCGUCCUUCAUUAGCUCACGAUUUCACACUUGGCAGAUGUGCAGGGUUAUAGUUCGCCUAUAUAAACUCAGCACCGAGCAAAAUUUACCUCUGAAGUCGGCGUCAUGCCCAUAUUUGGAACUCCAGGUCCUAAAUCUGAUGUGUUUUGCCGUACAUACGUUUUUUUAAGGUCAGACAACAAGAAAGAGUUGAAUUAUGAAUAUUGAUACACGCAAGCUAACUGUGCGCUAAAAUUCACACCAAAAGAUUGGCAACUGCAGUAAGUAGUUAAGCAGUAGUUAAGCUGCUUUAGCAGCAAUAGACUACAGGUUGAGUAGCUGGUGUUGUUACAGUAUGAUGUUGAAGCUUAGUAGUAAUGUUAAUUCAUUGCGUUAGCCUAGUGUUAGCUUGCUUGUAGCAUGUGCGUAGCAUCAUUCGUAUUUUGAAUGCUAAAUGACCUCGUUUUUCAGAAGAUGCAGUGGGGGAGAAAUGUAUGCAAGACAAAACAUGUCGGUUUUGGGACAUUUUUUGGGGCAAGACAAAUUCAGAGGUCUAUUGAUUGCUAAUGGAAGCCAAUUCCUAUUAUCAGUUCUGGCAAUAUUUCCAUUGUGAUCUAUAUUAUAUAUAUAUAGAUUUUUUUUUCCAUCUUAUCUUGGACACUCUACCCAACUGACUCCAGAGCAGUUAACAGAGGCAAGAACUACAAAUUCAUCUCAGCACUGCAGUUGAAUGCUGGUUUCUGCCGUCUGAAAUCAGCUCAUCUCCAUGAUCUCACAGUUGAGCAUCUACAUACCCGCCCUGCUGAAUGGAGGGCCUCAAUGCCCUCAAUUGAAAUAAGCAUUUUUUUUAAUGUGUUUGAGCCAAGCAUUAGUUUAGAAGCUGUCAAACAACUGCAUAUCUGUAUUUUACCCAUGCACACCUACUGCAGAACGCUGACAUUUCUAAAACAAUCCAAAAAGCCAUUCAACUGACUCUGUAAAUACACGACAGUGUUUCAGUGCCAAGAAUUUCAGAAGGACACUUCACUUACUCGUUUAUUCUGUCACUUUGUGGAUGUUUUCUGAUGUAAGUGACAAACUGGGACGUAUCACAGACCACAGACAGAAAAAAAACAAAGAAGAAUCUUAACCUAAAUGGACUAAAGUAACAGUGUAUGAUAAUCCUAAAUGUUCUUGUAUUAUGUUAUGUAGAUAUUUCCAUUUUGGACUUUUCUCUGGAUUGUUUACGUAAAUGUGAAUAACUUAUCUGUGAGAUGCAAGGGAAUAAACCACAUAUAUGAAAUGCAUUGGUAACAAAUUUAAAUGUUUGAUUU
Pygocentrus nattereri (red-bellied piranha) is the source of this 2977-nucleotide messenger RNA. RefSeq names its product diencephalon/mesencephalon homeobox 1b (gene dmbx1b). The record is from RefSeq and is a predicted model, not a curated record. The transcript is spliced from 5 exons. Gene Ontology annotation, biological process: regulation of transcription by RNA polymerase II. Gene Ontology annotation, molecular function: DNA-binding transcription factor activity, RNA polymerase II-specific; RNA polymerase II transcription regulatory region sequence-specific DNA binding. Lineage: Eukaryota; Metazoa; Chordata; Actinopteri; Characiformes; Serrasalmidae. The coding region runs from base 155 to 1294 and encodes 379 amino acids.